Molecule: messenger RNA, 4089 nt
Organism: Chondrus crispus (carragheen)
Lineage: Eukaryota; Rhodophyta; Florideophyceae; Gigartinales; Gigartinaceae
Exons: 3
Coding region: 1-4089 (1362 amino acids)
Molecular function (GO): ATP-dependent chromatin remodeler activity; ATP binding
Source: RefSeq, a predicted model, not a curated record
AUGCGCAUGACAGGCCCUGCUGGUACCGACUCGCUCAACCCGUUUAUUCCUCCAUUUCCCUUCCCGCUCCCUAAACUCUCAGCACGCCACUUCCGGCGGUGUCCAACCGUCCGUGAGAUGCAGUCCGACAUGGCUAGCGCGGAAAAGGUUGCGUCUCUGCGACUGUUCGCGGGAACAUCUGUUCCCGAAGUCCGCCUCAGAGCUGCUCUUGUGCGUGCCGGCGGCAACCUCGACACAGCCGCAAACGUCCUGUUGGACGGUGGCAUGCUUGGCGCACGGGAUGCCCCCCUACAAGUACCGGCGGCACAGUCCCAAUCACAAAGAACGAAUGUUGGAUCUGUUGUUGACAAGAAGAGGGAAGCGCCUGGCAAACCGAAGAGCGCGACGAAUCAUCGUCAUGUCAGUCGAGAGGAAUGGGAGCAAUUCUACAAAGAGCACUACUCCAUCGCUGUUGCCAGUGUCGGAUCUGAAAAGGUUGCUAUUUAUGAAUUCAUCAAGCGCCAAUGGAGGGAUAUGCAUACGAAGAGGAGGCAGGAAAACUUGAAGUCAAGUGAAGCCUCUGCAUCGUCGAAGAGCAAUAAUCAACCGAAAAAGCGCGAGAACCUGCCUUCUUCUCAAAUAAGUUACCCGGCGAAACCAGGCGCAGCUGGAAAACAGGAAGACGUCACUUUCGUGGCUCAAAUGCCAGCAGCAAGCAACCCCACUGAGACUAGUGCGAAAUGUGAAUUAACAGAAGGAGAGGACGUGAUCCGUGUGGCUCCAGAAAUCAAACCGCAACCCCGUGCGCGAAAGCGAGAACGACACGGAGAAGCACCUCUUAAUUUAUUAGAGAAUGGAAUUGCUUCCGUGAGCCAUGCGAAGGGUUCAGGACCUUCUAACACGGAAUGGCCGAAGAAGAUCGAUUCGCGAGUAUGUAGAGGCUUUAUGCUGACUUCUGGCAAAAACGUUUUGUGUGCUGGGGACAUGGUUAGUCUGGAAGGUUCCAAACCGGCAGCAAGCCUUUCGAACUCCAGAGGAAAGCGAGUCAGUGCGGUGUCCACAGCAAGCCGAAUCGUCCGUUUUAUAAAGAAGGGGCGAGAAAUGGGAAGGCUUUGUGGUGACGUCUCAGCAAACCUGGGGCCUGCACUACAAUCUGGUUUUGUGUAUGCCGAAGGCAAAAUCAUACUGGCUCCCAAAAAGGCUCGAAUACAUGCUGAAGUGGUCAUGGAUCUUUCUGUCUAUGUAACUAGGGAUGCCUUUGACGGGAAAGCUGAUCAGGAAGCGGCUGAGUGUGGUGUGUCAGGUCUGGACUCUACUAUGAGUGAACGUGCAAAUUCCGCUAGUGAGAAGGGUGUUGAUGCGCGGCGGAUCAAUGUCAUCAACCUUAUCUCGAAGUUGAACCUUUGCGAACCACCUGAAAUCCAAGCAACGGAAUUUCCAAUGACAAGGGCGAAUACAGAAACGGAAGAUGCAGGUACUAUUCCGGAAGAGCACGCUGAAGCGUAUUACCGCACUGUGGAUGAGAUUGAUGAAAAUGCUGCGAAUUCAUUUCAGCCUCCAAGCCAGUUAUUGUGUACUCUGCGUGAGUAUCAACGGGCAGGGGUGGGAUGGAUGAUUGCCAGGGAAAAGUUCGGGACGCUUGCGAGUACCGAAGGAGUGAACUCAGACGUCAUGAUGAAUCCGUUAUGGAAAAAAAGAUUGUUCCCAGACGGCGAUGUGUUUUUUAUGAAUCCCACGACUGGCGGUCUGUCUUUGGAUGCGCCUCUGGAAAAUGCUGGUGGUCCCUACGGAGGUAUCCUGGCUGAUGAAAUGGGACUCGGUAAGACUAUUCAAUGUAUUGCUUGUAUUGUUCAUGACCUGGCACACCAGCAAGAUGGUCUACCAAAACAAGGAAAGAUUGAGUCACUUGAAGAAGAGAAAGUUUCAAAGAGAAAGCCAUCCUCUCCGAAUACCUCAGAAAAUGACAGCGAUGAAGACCCCGACUUUGGGGCUGAAGAAACAGAAGCUGGUGUUGAGCGCGAUGAGGUUGAUCAGAUGUCCACGACAAGGCACAUCACUACACAAAACGUGAGAGCAUCAAGCAAUAGUGGUCCCAAGGGUCAUGUCAGAAUGAAAAAGCCGCCACUGCGUCGAAGUGCUCGAAACGCUCUCGGGAAGGCACGGCGCUACAAUGACGAGCCUUUCGACAAUGAGGGAGGAAUCAGUGGACACGUAGAGGGCAAAGAUCAAGAAAUAGAAGACCUGCCUGUGAACACAUCUGCAUUGAGACAAGAUAGUCAGAGCUCUGAGGAGAGCGAUGAUGAUGAUUGGUUUGAAGACCCUCGGAAGGGACGGCCCUGUGAGGACGGCAGGGCAUCGGGAAAAAUCUCACACAGAGCCGAGGAGACCGACGAUGAAGACUGGUCCGAACCGGCACGGAAGAAGAGGCGCUCUAAUCCAAGCGGCACUUUGAGAGCAGCACAAGGGGCGCGAUCAGCAGUCGAAAAACUCAUGACGGCUGCUCAUAUCGGCAAAAGUGGACAGGGCGGAACCCUUAUUGUUUGUCCUACCUCCUUAGUCACCCAAUGGAUGAACGAAUUGCACCAUCAUGUAGCCCUCAACUUUCUCCGAGCCGUCACGUACUAUGGUAACUCGAGAGGUAAUGCGCUAUCAAUAUCACUUCAAUGUGCGGAUGUUGUCGUGACUACUUAUGGGAUCCUUGCCGCGGAAUAUUCUGAUAACCCCCUGAACUCUGAGACAGACAAAUCCAAGAGAAAAAGCUCGGGAGGGCCAGUCUUUCAGUUGCAAUGGCGCCGCGUAAUUCUUGACGAAGCACACACAAUCAAGAGUCGAGUAACGAAGUGGGCUCGAGCUGCAUUCUCUCUCAAAGCAGAGAAGCGAUGGUGCGUAACGGGUACCGUAAUUCAUAACCAUGUCAAUGACGUGUUUAGCUUAUUGCAUUUUCUGCGGGUGAAGCCAUGGUCGUCUUGGGCCUUUUGGAAUCGUGGCAUCGUAUCAGGCAUAGAAUCGAAGGACGUUGCGGCCCAAAAAGUGUCAAUGUCGUUAUUGCGAGAUAUUAUUUCUUCGAUGACGUUGCGUCGCAGAAAGUCAACAAAAGAUAGCCAAGGCCGUGCAAUAAUUUGUUUACCAAAGAAGCAUGUUGAAAUCGUUAGCUUGAUACCCUCUCCAGAAGAGCGCGACUUCUAUGCAGCCUUGCAUGACCGCACCAAGACCCAGUUUGAUACAUUUGUCAGAGAAGGCAAAGUCAUGAAGAACUACGCAUCUAUUCUUGAAUUGCUGCUCAGGUUGCGCCAAGCUUGCGAUCAUCCGUACCUGGUAUUCGCUGCAGCGCCCAGUAAGGAUUCAGUCGUCAUGAAGGACAGGGACAAACUUUUCAAACAAUUUUUGCAAGCGGGGUCCUCAUCCCAAUUUGUUGAGAAGAUAUUUAACGACGCUGAGUCUGGCACACUGCAGAAGUCUAAGGAGUGUCCACUUUGCUUGGAUGUGAUUGAUGAUGCUGUUGCACCGAGAGAAUGCGGCCAUCCGGCUUGUAGAAGUUGCUUGUUAGAAUGCGUGCAGCGGACCAAGAGGUGCCCUGUCUGCAGAGCUGACAUUACCUUCGAGAGCAUUGCCACGCUGCCAAGGGCUACUAGAUUUUCAGUGGAUCUCAAAACGAGAUGGAGAUCCAGCGCUAAAAUAGACGCGUUACUGAAGGACCUUGCCGAAAUACAAACUCGCCGAAAACAGAAUGGUGCUGAGGGAGUCGGAAAGACAGUCGUUUUCUCUCAGUUUACGAGCAUGCUAGAUCUCGUCGGGAUGGCUCUCGACAGAGCGAAAAUUAAGUCUCUCCGUAUCGAUGGAUCUGUUCCUCAAGCUCAGAGAGCAACAAUUUUGGAGCGUUUUGAGAACGAGAAAGAGUUAUCAUUGUCCACUUCAAAUGUCUUGCUUGUAUCCCUUCGGGCGGGCGGCGUUGGUCUAAACCUUUGUGCUGCAUCAUGUGCCAUCCUCUUAGAUAUUCACUGGAACCCUCAAGUCGAUGCGCAAGCACAGGAUCGUGUGCAUAGGCACGGGCAAACCAGAGAUCUGUUUCGCCGGCACUCUGCUUGCCACGAACGCCUUGGUUCUUACUGA